GACCAUGAAGGCCCAUCUGAAAUUUAAUAAAUAUGAAUGGAUAUUUACCUUUGGGAUGAUUAACAGCUCAAGAUUUUAACACUCAAUCUGGUGGUCUAAGACCCUAUGCAUUGUAAACGAAGUAAGCGGACAUCCUGGGGAGGUCAACUGUUUUCAGAAACUUUACAAUCAUCCUAUGGAGGUGAAUGGGAGAAGCCAAGACUAUUCAAAACCAGUUCAAGUACAAAAAAGUGAACACAGUCAUCCAGGGCUAAAUGGUGAAGCCAAAACUUCAUAAAGCAUUUUUUUCGUAAGAACAUGAUGUCUUCAAAAAUGCUUCUCACCACUGCACAAUGAGGUGAUGGUUAUGUUAUAAAGAAAAGAAACUAUUUAACAAUAAGACUAAAUGGUGAGAAGAAAUACUGUAUUUAGAAAGAACAAUAAUAUGCAAUGUACUAAGAACAUAAAAACAGUCGCAGGAUAUGCUGUGUUUACAAGGCCACAGGGGCAAAGGUCAGACCUUCAAAAAUAUGCUAAGGUCAUGAAAAACAUUAACAAAAUUUAAACAUGUGAUUAAGUUUGUCACAAAAUAUAACCUCAAUGGCCCCAAUAGCUAUGGAAAUAUAGAAUUUGAUAACUCAAUAAAUAGUGUUCUUGUCAUUGCCUAAUCAAGUGUGGUACAGGAUGGGUAAACAUUGCUAAAUGUAUUACAAAAAUUGAGUGUUUACAAAAGUAUAGACUGAGAAACAGAUGGAGAGAAGACUAAGCAGAUUCACAGAUGGAUGCCAAACAACAGGAUAAUACCCCAAGCCCAAGUUUGGGCGAGGAGUAUAAAACACACUGAGUGUUAUUCAAACAUGUGAACUGUGCGUUUGUAGAAUGUUAUGGUUUCUCUUUCUGACAGUCAACAGAUCUCAAGCAACAAUUUACUGUGGAAAAUCUAUACCUAACAGCACUCACAUAACACCAACGCUGGUGACCCAAUCUUCAAAUACAACUCCCGAACGGACCAUUCCCUCCAAUGUCACCAGCCAAACAACCAUGACAAGCAUAACAGAACCAAGUGAGAAUGCCACCACUGUCAACGACACCAGCUCCAUGACCAAUUCUACAACAUGGCCACCUGUUACAACAGAGAACCAAACUGAAAUGUCACCAACUCCUUCACCAAUGAGCAGCACUGCAGUCACCGCAAACUCAACUUCAAAUUCUUCAGCUGUGAACGACCCCACUUUCAACACAGACAGUUCAUCACAAGUUGAAGUAAUCGUAGGCUCAGUGAUUGGUGCAUUUUUUGCUGUUGUCAUAGCAGUGGUGCUUGUCAUCGUUCUCUACAGACGGCACAAAAGCAGAAAAUACACAAAAUCCCAUCAUCCACUAAGCAAUGGGGCAAACACAGCCAGAUAUGAGAAUACCUCUGCGGAUCUCCCACUUGUGGCCAUGGGUCCGUCUCCACACACAACAGGCUAUGACCACAUAGCAGCAGUUGGCACUGUCCAGGGUGAUGACAACAGUGGCAUGUACAACAAUACUGGAAAUGUCUACAACCAUACCCUGGACGAGGAAGAGUAUGACCAUAUACAGACUGUUGCCACAGUCCACCCAUCCAGAGCAAUUCACCGCAAGCAACCAGAUGACACCUAUAACAACUUGUAUGAAGGCCAUAACAGCACUGUCCAGCUUAACGGUUUGUCAGAAAGUACCACUGACAUGAACGACCAUAAUUCUGCUGCCAAUGACAUUUAUUCACAAAUACAAGACAAGCCUCAGUCAGAACAACCUGGAAGUGACACCAUACUUCAUAAAAGCCAUGAAGAAACAAAAGAAGAGUUUGUGGAGAAUGACUUGUACCAAAGUGUAGAUGAAUGUGAAACAGACCAAAGCCCCACCCAACAUGCCCGGGGAGGACAGGGGCUACACUCCUAUCAUGUUUUGGAAAAGGACUUUGGUUCGAGGGUUCCAGAAAAUCCCCCUCAUUCAGCUGACAAGGAUGUCUAUAAAGAUGAGACACCUUCCUCAACUCCUCAUAAAAGCCAUGACCUAACAAACGAGGAAACAGAGUUUGUGGAGAAUGAUUUGUAUCAAAGUGUAGACCAAUGUGACACAGACAAAAGCAUCACCCAACAUGCCCGGGGAAGAAUGGGGCUACGCUCCUAUCAUGUUUUGGAAAAGGACUUUGGUUCGAGGGUUCCAGAAAAUCCCCCUCAUUCAGCUGACAAGGAUGUCUAUAAAGAUGAGACACCUUCCUCAACUCCACAUAAAAGCCAUGACCUAACAAACGAGGAAACAGAGUUUGUGGAGAAUGAUUUGUAUCAAAGUGUAGACCAAUGUGACACAGACAAAAGCAUCACCCAACAUGCCCGGGGAAGAAUGGGGCUACGCUCCUAUCAUGUUUUGGAAAAGGACUUUGGUUCGAGGGUUCCAGAAAAUCCCCCUCAUUCAGCUGACAAGGAUGUCUAUAAAGAUGAGACACCUUCCUCAACUCCACAUAAAAGCCAUGACCUAACAAACGAGGAAACAGAGUUUGUGGAGAAUGAUUUGUAUCAAAGUGUAGACCAACGUGACACAGACAAAAGCCCCACCCAACAUGCCCAGGGAGGACAGGGGCUACGCUCCUAUCAUGUUUUGGAAAAGGACUUUGGUUCGAGGGUUCCAGAAAAUCCCCCUCAUUCAGCUGACAAGGAUGUCUAUAAAGAUGAGACACCUUCCUCAACUCCACAUAAAAGCCAUGACCUAACAAACGAGGAAACAGAGUUUGUGGAGAAUGAUUUGUAUCAAAGUGUAGACCAAUGUGACACAGACAAAAGCAUCACCCAACAUGCCCGGGGAAGAAUGGGGCUACGCUCCUAUCAUGUUUUGGAAAAGGACUUUGGUUCGAGGGUUCCAGAAAAUCCCCCUCAUUCAGCUGACAAGGAUGUCUAUAAAGAUGAGACACCUUCCUCAACUCCUCAUAAAAGCCAUGACCUAACAAACGAGGAAACAGAGUUUGUGGAGAAUGAUUUGUAUCAAAGUGUAGACCAAUGUGACACAGACAAAAGCAUCACCCAACAUGCCCGGGGAAGACUGGGGCUACGCUCCUAUCAUGCUUUGGAAAAGGACUUUGGUUCGAGGGUUCCAGAAAAUCCCCCUCAUUCAGCUGACAAGGAUGUCUAUAAAGAUGAGACACCUUCCUCAACUCCUCAUAAAAGCCAUGACCUAACAAACGAGGAAACAGAGUUUGUGGAGAAUGAUUUGUAUCAAAGUGUAGACCAAUGUGACACAGACAAAAGCAUCACCCAACAUGCCCGGGGAAGACUGAGGCUACGCUCCUAUCAUGUUUUGGAAAAGGACUUUGGUUCGAGGGUUCCAGAAAAUCCCCCUCAUUCAGCUGACAAGGAUGUCUAUAAAGAUGAGACACCUUCCUCAACUCCUCAUAAAAGCCAUGACCUAACAAACGAGGAAACAGAGUUUGUGGAGAAUGAUUUGUACCAAAGUGCUGAUCAACUCUAA
Molecule: messenger RNA, 3468 nt
Organism: Liolophura sinensis
Lineage: Eukaryota; Metazoa; Mollusca; Polyplacophora; Chitonida; Chitonidae
Exons: 3
Coding region: 859-3468 (869 amino acids)
Source: RefSeq, a predicted model, not a curated record